Rhincodon typus (whale shark) is the source of this 1500-nucleotide messenger RNA. Its product is annotated as plasma kallikrein-like. The coding region runs from base 439 to 1227 and encodes 262 amino acids. NCBI's taxonomy places the organism in Eukaryota, Metazoa, Chordata, Chondrichthyes, Orectolobiformes, Rhincodontidae. The record is from RefSeq and is a predicted model, not a curated record. The transcript is spliced from 7 exons. Gene Ontology annotation, cellular component: extracellular region. Gene Ontology annotation, molecular function: protein binding. Gene Ontology annotation, biological process: proteolysis.
CUCCUCAACAGGUUAACUAGAAAGUAUCUGGAGAGGAGCCUGUUGAUGCAGACACAGCCGUGGAGACAUUGAGAAAUGCCGGAAGUACAAGAUAUGUGACAUGUUUUCUGUGUCUGUAAUGGCAUUGUGGUAAUAUGACUGGAGUAGGAAUUCGUAAAACCCAGGAUCAAGAUGUGAGGAGAUGAGUUUGAAAUUUAGGAUGGGAGGUGAUGCAAUUUGAAUUCGAUAAUAAAUGUGAAGAAGAGCCUGGUGUGGCUCACAUAGCGCAGUGGAAGUGUCCCUACUCCAGUGUCACGUCCAACAUGAUCCAGAGGAAUGCCGUAACAUUCCCUGAACAGGUUGAUCAGAAAACAUCUGAAGAAGAGGCGUUCGAUCUUAUCCUUCCACCAAUCCAAUCUCAGUUUUCCCAAAACAGCAUCAUAGAAUUAUCUGUCCAUCAUGAACAAGACAUUUCAAUACCUCAUCACUCACCUUCCUUUCUCACCAUCUUUCAGGUUUUCUUGUUAUUUGAAGAGGACGACAACAGGGCAGCCAAGUGUGGAAUCUGAUUUACAAAACGUUGUCUCAGGAUAUUCGCUGAGACAUUGCGGGACACAAUCCUCCUGUUUUGAAACAGUUCAUGAUGGUUUGGACUUUCCGGGAAAUGACAUCCAUCAGUCUGUGGUCGAGAAUGAAGAGAGUUGUCAAAGAAAAUGUACAGAGGAACCUGACUGCCAGUUUUUCACCUUUAUAAAAGAAGAAUUUCACAAUGAACCACAGCGUUGUGUGCGUGAAGAAAUUGCCAAGGGAUGUGUUUGGACAUUUCAAUACCUCAUCACUCACCUUCCUUUCUCACCAUCUUUCAGGUUUUCUUGUUAUUUGAAGAGGACGACAACAGGGCAGCCAAGUGUGGAAUCUGAUUUACAAAACGUUGUCUCAGGAUAUUCGCUGAGACAUUGCGGGACACAAUCCUCCUGUUUUGAAACAGUUUAUGAUGGUUUGGACUUUCCGGGAAAUGACAUCCAUCAGUCUGUGGUCGAGAAUGAAGAGAGUUGUCAAAGAAAAUGUACAGAGGAACCUGACUGCCAGUUUUUCACCUUUAUAAAAGAAGAAUUUCACAAUGAACCACAGCGUUAUCUUUGCUACCGCAAGAAAAGUGUAAGGGGAACUCCACCAAGAAUAAGUAUUCUUCAGAAUGUCAUCUCUGGAUUUUCUUUCAGGGGAUGUGCAGUCAAUAACUCAGAGUGAAGAUUUGAUAAAUUAUUGGCAACGCACAUUUUCACCGGUGGACAAGUUAACAGCCAAUCACAUUGUGCUAUAUUUGUAUCUGCUUAGAAAUUACCAUGAAGAUUAAACUCACCAACAAUUUUCUCUCCCUAAUGAGGGAGCAGAACUAUGGUCUUUGGGGACUAUAGCAACUUUAUUUUAACAUUUGUAUACAAUUGAUUCUGAUGUGCAUUUGUUUGAUGCUUUCUUUGCCAGGUUCAAUUAUAAAGCAAUAAAGACAUUAUGUUAAGGAUA